Pyrus x bretschneideri (Chinese white pear) is the source of this 3933-nucleotide messenger RNA. RefSeq names its product bromodomain testis-specific protein-like. The record is from RefSeq and is a predicted model, not a curated record. NCBI's taxonomy places the organism in Eukaryota, Viridiplantae, Streptophyta, Magnoliopsida, Rosales, Rosaceae. Gene Ontology annotation, molecular function: protein binding.
AUUUCGAAAAGUCCAAGCCACUGGCAUCGAAAAUAAUGCAGGCAAAGCAAAAGAUAGAGAGAGAAACAGAGCGUAUUUUUAGAGAGAGAAACAGAGAGAGACAGAAAGACAGAGAGAUAGAGUGAGGGUUUUAGAGAGAGAGUAAGAGAGAGAAAAAGUGGGGGAUGGGUCAGAUCGUGAGGAGGAAGAAGAAGGGGAGGCCAUCGAAGGCAGAUCUGGCACGCCGGUCCGGCGAGCUGCCGGCGAAGCCGACAAAGAAAGAGUCGGACGUCCGGCGGAGCCUGCGGCGGAGAAAUGUUAAGUACAACAUAGACUACGACGACUACUUGGACGAGGAAGACGAGGAAGAAGACGAGAGGAGGAGAGAGAAGAAGGUGAAGCUGGUGAUGAAGCUCGACCAGCCGGAAACCUGUUCGGCGCGUGAUUCCCACGCGCAUGAUUCUGGCGGCGAUGAGGAUGAGGAGGACGGCGAGAGUGAGAGGAAGCAGCAGAAGAGGCGCCGGAUUAACGGCGGCGAUGAUUCCGAUAAAGAUGAUGACGGAAUUGAUGACGACGAUGACGGCGAUGAUGAUUGUGAGGAACGGGGUCGAAAAGCUGACUCGAAGCGGCCUGAUUCCCCUCCAGGAACGCCGUCUGAUCCUCAUGCUGCGAUUCCGUUGCCGGAUAAGAAAACGUUGGAGUUGAUUCUUGACAAGCUUCAAAAGAAAGAUACUUACGGUGUAUAUGCAGAACCAGUUGAUCCUGAAGAGCUUCCUGAUUAUCACGAGAUCAUUGAGCGUCCAAUGGACUUUGCCACGGUGAGAAAGCAGUUAGCAAACGGAUUGUAUUCUACCCUGGAACAAUUUGAGGGUGAUGUCUUUUUAAUAUGUUCAAAUGCAAUGGAAUACAAUUCAUCAGAUACGAUAUACUAUAAACAGGCAUGUUCAAUACAAGAGCUGGCAAAGAGAAAAUUUGAUAGGCUGCGAAGUGAACAUGAACGCUCGGAAAAGGAGCUCAAAUUAGUGCAGAAAACAAAGUCCAAUUCUUUGGUCAAGAAACAGACAAAGAAGCCUUUGUGUCGAAUAUUACAGGAACCCAUUGGCUCUGAUUUCUCCUCAGGUGCCACUCUUGCCACUGCUGUAGAUGUCCAGAACACUUCCCUUCCAACACAAGGUAGUGGUUGUGAGAGACCUAGCAACAUUGAUGGACCUGUAGAGGGUAAUUCCUCUUUGAAUGAAGCUAAUGUGGAGAAGCCAGAAGAUAUGUCAUCAGGGAAGGGUCUCCUAUCGAAAGUUGGGAGGAAGCCAUCCGUGGUUGAUGAAAACCGCCGUGCAACCUACAACAUAUCCACUCAGCCCGUGGUCAGAUUAGAAUCUGUAUUUACUACCUUUGACAGUGAAAUCAAGCAAUUUGUUGCAGUUGGGCUUCAUGCAGAAUAUUCAUACGCUAGGAGCCUUGCUCGGUUUUGUGGAAAUCUUGGAUCUGUUGCUUGGAAAGUUGCGUCAAAGAGGAUCGAACAAGCACUACCUGAUGGGUGUAAAUUUGGCCGUGGCUGGGUUGGAGAAUAUGAGCCACUUCCAACCCCUGUAUUACUGGUUGACAAUAGUACCCAAAAUCAAUCUGCUUUGGCUUCAAAGUUUUAUUCAUGCCCGGAAUUGAGAAAGGAUGACAGAACUUUUAGGACUUCAGUUCCUGCUAAGGAGCACCCUGUUACCAGGCCUGUUACAAAAGAGAGACAGCACUCUGUUAGUGUGCCUACUUCAGGAGGGAGGCCAUCUUUUCUUGGUUCUACUACUAGGGGGCAUUACUCAGAAGGGAAACCGACCGUGAUCCGUCCUGUUGGAGCAAAACCUAAUUCCACAGUUAAUCCACAGAAAAACCUGCAAUCUCGGUUUAGGGAGCCUGAGAAAAAGGUUCAAAGGAAGUUGAGUCGAACUCCAUACCCUCAGUUCAUCCACAGAAAAACCCGCAAUCCCGGUUUAUUGAGCCCGAGAAGAAGGUUCAAAAUGCAGUUGAGUUGCUCUAGACCCUCAGUUAAUCCACAGAAUAAACUGCAAUCCCGGUUUAUCGAACCUGAGAAAAAGUUUCAAAAGGAAGUUGAGUUGAACUCCAUACCCUCAGUACAUCCACAGAAAAACCUGCAAUCCUGGUCUAUCGAGCCUGAGAAGAAGGUUCAAAAGGCAGUUGAGUUGAACUCUAUUCCCUCAGUUAAUCCACAGAAUAAACUGCAAUCCCGGUUUAUUGAGCCUGAGAAGGAGGUUCAAAAGGAAGUUGAGUUGAACUCCAUACCCUCAGUUCAUCCACAGAAAAACCUGCAAUCCCGGUUUAUCAAGCCUGAGAAGAAGGUUCAAAAGGCAGUUGAGUUGAACUCUAUACCCUCAGUUAAGCCACAGAAAAAACUGCAAUCCCGGUUUGUCGAGCCUGAGAAGAAGGUUCAAAAGGAAGUUGAGUUGAACUCUAUACCCUCAGUCAAUCACAAUAAUGCCAAUCUUGUUGCAGAAAAGCAAUCAUCAAGAAAAUCGGAGGCAGAAGCUUCUAGGCCCAGAGAUACAGUAUCAAGGAACAUGAAUCUUCCACAACCUGCACCUUUUAAGAUGCCGGAUUCUAAUGGAAAUGUUAACCGAGGGUUGCCUAAUGGGAAAAAUGUGAGUGCUUCUCUGGACAACCGGAUUAGUCCAUCUGAUAGUGCUCAUAGUCAAAUGGAUAGGACAGCAGCUUUCUUUCCUCAUGGACAGGUGCAGGGUCGUAGCGACUCUGUACAGUAUUUGAAAAACUUGGCAGAAAAGAAUCAAAAGCAACAUAAAUCGUCAAGUCAAAAGCAACAUAAAUCGUCAAGUCAAUUAUCAGUUGAUACUCAACCUAUUGGGUCAUCGGUUCCAUCAAUAAGAAGAGAUGAUUCUGGCAAUGCUGCAGCUGCUGCUGCCCGGGCUUGGAUGUCUAUAGGUGCUGGAGCAUUUAAUCAGCCUACAGAGGAUCUCACUAAACCCAAAAGUCAGAUAUCUGCAGAUUCAUUAUACAACCCAGCUAGGGAUUUUCAGUCACACAUUUCACGAGUUCGUGCAGAGUUUCCAACGCAAUUUCAAACUCAGAACAGUUUUUCAUUUCCAACCUUUUUACAACAACCUGUUCGUAUGGCAAAUGAAGCACAUUUUCAAGGCCGACCUACAGUUUUUCCUCAGUUACCAUCAGCUGACUUAUCUAGAUUUCAGGCGCAAUCACCUUGGCGGGGUCUCAGUCCAAAUGCUCAGCCAAGACCAAAACAGAAACGGGAAAGCCUUCCUCCAGACUUAAAUAUUGGUUUCCAGUCCCCUGGGUCUCCGGUAAAACAGUCCUCUAGUCUUCUGGCCGACUCUCAGCAGCCAGACUUGGCGUUGCAACUCUGAGUCUAGAUACGUAUUCAGACGAAUUAAACAAAAGAGUAAAGGAUGAGAUGUCUCUGGCUUCUGGCAUCUGUCUCAGGGAUUCACCUCAUGUCUCUGGUGCCAUGGUUGUAUCCAGUGUGAGAAUGCCAAGGAUCUUGUUAUGACAGAAUGAUUUUAGAGGUGAUGUUUAUCCAUUUUUGACUUCAACAAGGAGUUGUCCACACGUAACGAAGGAUUGUCUCUGGUUAGAUUAGCUUGCUCGACCUGAUAUGAUCAGCUCAAACUUAAGAAGCUAUAGGUUUAACAGAACUUCAUUUUCUGGCCCAGAUAAGGAAUACAGACUUGUCGACGCAGGUGUUCGUCUCGGCAGGAGGAGGAUCCAUUUGAAGAUUUAUAUCAAAUCGCUUAGGAGCUGUUAUAUAUCUGGUUGAGGCCUUGUACAUUGUUACAGGUUGAUGGGUAGAAUUACUUAUGUAGAAUUUAGUCAUUUUACGUAUGUAAUUGCAUUGAGAAUUCCACUUUAUACUACUGCUACGCUUAUAAUGUACAUGUGAACUAUUGUCUCUAAAAUUCAAUGUUUCUGUUUUAUGUU